Messenger RNA from Desarmillaria tabescens, 345 nucleotides. RefSeq lists its product as uncharacterized. The transcript has a single exon. The annotation marks the transcript as partial. Lineage: Eukaryota; Fungi; Basidiomycota; Agaricomycetes; Agaricales; Physalacriaceae. The record is from RefSeq and is a predicted model, not a curated record.
AUCUACAGCGCUCGUGUCGACUCCAUCCUGACUUGUGGUGCCCAGAUUGCCAUUGUUACGACAGACAGCACACUCCGACACCUGGAGAAAGUUCAGCUCACAUUUCUCCGUCGCCUUCUCCAUGUACACAAGCGAUCCAUGACUGCGGUCUUAUUCUCAGAAACCGGAUUCACGCCAAUACGUUAUCGCAGAGUGAUUCUCGCCCUUCGAUAUCUGCUGAGGCUCCUGGCGGGACGCCAGACCACCUCGAAGCUCGCUCCUCUUGGGAUUGAUGCGUGCAGAGCUCUAUGGUACCAGAAUAAGUCAAAUUGGCUGGGGGAUAUUGCUACCGUGCUACAAAGCUUG